Messenger RNA from Arvicola amphibius (Eurasian water vole), 1580 nucleotides. Its product is annotated as ladinin-1-like. The record is from RefSeq and is a predicted model, not a curated record. Gene Ontology annotation, molecular function: structural molecule activity. The transcript has a single exon. NCBI's taxonomy places the organism in Eukaryota, Metazoa, Chordata, Mammalia, Rodentia, Cricetidae.
AUGUCGGUCAGCAGAAAGGAUUGGUCCGCGCUGUCCAGCCUGGCCAGGCAGCGGACUUUGGAGGAUGAAGAGGAACAGGAGCGAGAACGCAGGCAGAGGCACUGCAACCUGAGUUCAACCACAGACGAUGAAUCUCCAAAAGUCACCCAGAAUGGAGCUCAGAGAUCUGUGGAGAGGCUGCCCAGUGUGGAGGAAGCAGAGGUCCCCAAGCCAUCACCCCCAGCCUCCAAAGAUGAAGAGGAAGACAUCCAGGCCAUCCUUAGGACUCGGAAGGAACGGCGACAGAGGCGGCAGGUGGUAGAGGCUGUCCAGGCUCCGGUGCAGGAGAGGCUAGAGGGGUAAAAGGACAGCCCAGACCCCGAGCAGACCUCAACUCAGCCCCUUGUGCCUAAGAAGAAAGCGGAGCCCCUGCCUCGCCGGAGACUGAGCCGGGAGCAGCGAGGCCCUUGGGCCCAGGAAGAAGAGCACCUAAAGGGAAGAGAGCUUGGGGGAGGGGGAAAGGGGCUUCAAGAGGAGGCAGAGGUCCAGCAGAAGACCUUGGUCUCUGAGAAAGCGCCUGGCCCAGAGAAGACUCCAGUGCCUGCCAAGAGACUGGCUUCCGAGAAAGCCUGCCCCUCAGAGAAGGGGGCAGCCACAGAGAAAGCAUCCCCGACUGAGAAGAAACACAGCCCAGAGAAGUUGGUUCCAGAAAGAACGAGUGUGUCAGACAAGUCACUGGUCCCUGAGAAGACACUCACGUCUCUGAAGACAGGAGCACCAGAGAAAAGGUCUGCUCCAGUUCUAGAAAAAUCCGUGGUCUCUGAGAAGAUGCAGGAGAGGCGGCUGGUGUCAAAGAAAGCAUCCAUCUUCGAGAAGUCAAUAGUCUCAGAAACAAAGCUGACUCCAAAGAAGGCAACGGCCUCAGAGCAGCCCCCAGCCCCUGGGGGAAGCCAGGCUACCACAAGGGAGUCCAGAGGGAAGGCUGUCCCUGGGAAGAGCCCACCUUCCUCUGCAGAGCAGGGUACAACAGACCCUCCAACUAAGGCUUCUCGCUUCUCACCCAUCACACUCCAGGUGAAAAUUCCCAGCAAGGAUGAAGAGGCAGACAUAUCCUCACCUACUCUGCUCACCUACAGCAGCUCCCUCAAACGCUCCAGCCCCAGGACCAUCUCUUUUCAGAUGAGCCCCAGGAAAGACAACUCAGAAACAACCUUAACCCGCAGUGCCAGUGUGAGGCUGCCAGCUAGCACGGUGAAGCUGGGAGAGAAACUGGAGAGAUACCAUACAGCCAUACAGAGAUCCGAAUCUGUCAGGUCUCCAGGCUCCUCCCGCACUGAGGUUCUUGUGACUCCUGUCAGUGUAGCCAGCAAGCGCCACCUCAUUGAGAAGGAGCUGGCCGGCCAGAGCCGCACAGAACCAACCAUCAGAAAGGAGAAUCUGCGACUGUCAGGGGUUGUGACAUCAAGACUUAACCUAUGGAUCAGCAAGACCCAGGAUUCUGGAGACCAGGGCGCGCAGGAGGUACAGAAAGAGGCAUCCGUCACCAGGAGGGCUCAGUGGGGAAACAAAUCGGCCAUGUCCCUGGAUGCCGAGGUGUGAAA